AUGGAAGGUAUCACGAUACCAACAAUCAUUGAUCUUAUUCGACUCAUUCUUGAAUUUCAAUACGGUCUCUAUGAAAACAAUCUCUAUCAACAAAUUAAAGAAGAUGCUAUUAUUCAUCAAUCUUAUUUUGGCGAUGAAAUUUCUCUUCGACAAGGUGAUAUUGACGAUGUCUUUCGGAAUGCUAAACAUAUUUUAGAAGAUACAUUAUACAUUGGUGGUCAAGAACAUUUUUAUAUGGAAACAAAUUCUUGUAUAGUUAUACCAUCAAAUGAUGAGAAAGAAAUAACUUUAUAUGCAGGAACACAAGAUCCUACUUCUGCUCAAGAAAUAAUAGCGUUUGUUCUUGGACGAAAUGUUAAUCAUGUAACAUGUCAUGUCAAAAGAAUUGGUGGAGCAUUUGGUGGCAAAGGAACAAGAUCUCAUCCUCUGUGUGCUGCUGUUGCAGUAGCUGCUGUUAAACUUGGCACACAUAGGAUUUCAACUGAUGAUCAAGAUACACCAAUUUCGAUCUUACCUCCACUUAAUCAACAACAUCACGAUCCUCAACAUCAAAUUUAUAAUGAACAAGGUCAAGAGAUCGGAUCAAUGAAUAUUAAUAAUAAUGAUGAAUUUACAUUAGUUAAAAGUAAUAAAAAGAAAAUUAAAACAAAUCAUCAAUAUUAUCAAAUUGCUGCACCUGCAAACAAAAAUAGUAUUGUAACUAAGACAUCAUCUCAAGGUAAUCCUCUUAUACCAAAUACAAGUCAAACAAAUUCACAUAAUCGUGAAAAGAAUACGAAAAAUGUUAUUUCGGAAUAA
Messenger RNA from Rotaria sordida, 798 nucleotides. The record is from the annotation of a GenBank genome assembly. NCBI's taxonomy places the organism in Eukaryota, Metazoa, Rotifera, Eurotatoria, Philodinida, Philodinidae.